Messenger RNA from Coregonus sp. 'balchen', 1512 nucleotides. Lineage: Eukaryota; Metazoa; Chordata; Actinopteri; Salmoniformes; Salmonidae. The record is from the annotation of a GenBank genome assembly.
GCACCUUACUGGACACAAAAGUAUUGAACAGAGUGAAAGGCAAAGACCUCUCAGCUGGAAACAGAGGAACAGAUAAUACUGAAGAGGAAUUUUUUUUACCAGAGCCAUUUAUUAGACUGAAGAGACCAGCUGCCAAUCCAAGGAUCAGUCUGUGGGUGAGCAUGAUGUCGUUUGUGCCACGGGGCCUCUCCCCACCUCCAUGUGGGACCCAGUACACCAGCCUCGAACAGGAGCCUCCAGAGUUCAGCCUGUACAGCGACAACAUCUACAGCCCUCCAGCACUGCCUGGCCCACAGCAGGCCACCCCUACUGCCUACGACCUGGGAGACUACACCAGCCCUCCUUCCAACCCUUACUUGUGGUUUAACGGCCCAGAGCUCAACAGUGUUCCCUACCUAGGGGGACCCACGGGGCCAAUCUGUGGGCCCUAUGUGCCCCAACUCUACAACAUGCAGAGGCCCUAUCUGGGUGCUGGCGGGCCGGGGGGUGGUGUAGGGGACCUGAGCUGGUUCUCCAUGCCCUCUCAGGAGGAGCUGAUGAAGCUGGCCAGGCCACCAUACUCCUACUCUGCCCUUAUUGCCAUGGCGAUCCAUGGGGGCCAAGACAGACGGCUCACCCUGAGCCAGAUCUACCAAUAUGUAGCAGACAACUUCCCCUUCUACAACAAGAGCAAGGCCGGCUGGCAGAACUCUAUCCGCCACAAUCUCUCCCUCAAUGACUGCUUCAAGAAGGUGCCCCGAGAUGAGGAUGAUCCAGGUAAGAACAUUUGUUCCAUGCCUACACAAUGUUUGAUUUACAAAAGGGAAAUGUAUACACUUACAGUAUAACCUUAAAAAAAAAGUGUAAUGUGUCUCAGACAGAUGCCUAAUUAUGUAAGAGCAAUUCCUUAACAAAAAUGUCUUAUGUGACUUCUUACAGGCAAGGGUAACUACUGGACCCUGGACCCCAACUGUGAGAAGAUGUUUGACAACGGCAACUUCCGUCGCAAGAGGAAGAGGAAGUCGGACUCCCUGCCUGGCGAGGGGGGCUCCUCAGGUUCUGAGUCGUUAGAGUCCAGCCCCAAACACCACAACAACAUGAAUGACGUGUCCAGCUCCUCUGACCGCGGCCCCUCCCCAAUCUCCUCAGCCCCCUCCCUCUGCCUGAACAGCUUCCUGUCUCAGAUGGCUGAAGUGGGGAUGGAAUCAAACACAGUAGCGGCAGAUACCCUCCACAGACCCAGCCUGGCUAUAGAGCUGCCCCAACGGGCCUCUCCGGCCCAGGGAUACGGCUCCUACUCCCCCAAUGCUGCGAUGCCUCAGUGGGAGGUCUGUAUGUCCCAUCCACAGCAGCCUACCAUUUCCUCCUCUCCUCCCCUCUACCCUGCGGGCUACAGUGACUCUGUCCUCACCCAGCUCAGCAGCCAACUAUAUCCAGCCCUGGACUCUGCCUCAAUGCUUUACCCACGGGAAGGCACAGAGGUGUAAAACACAACUGAUAGAUCUACUGGGUCAUUCCACCAAUUAGGUGCCU